Molecule: messenger RNA, 1340 nt
Organism: Oryza sativa Japonica Group (Japanese rice)
Lineage: Eukaryota; Viridiplantae; Streptophyta; Magnoliopsida; Poales; Poaceae
Source: RefSeq, a predicted model, not a curated record
AUUUAUUUGUAGUAGUAGACUAGUAGUAGUAGAAGUUGUGCGUUUGUGUUGUUCUUCGCCGGCGCCGCCGCCCAUGGCCUCUUCCAUGGCCGCCACCGCCACCCUCUCGCCGCCGGUUUUAUCCGCCGAGAGGCCGACUGUCCGCGGCGGCCUCUUCUUGCCCCCUUCGCCGGCGACCUCCCGCUCUCUCCGCCUCCAAUCCGCCCGCCGCUGCGGCAUCUCGCCGGCGACCAGGAAGCCACGCUCCUUGCCUCGAGCAGCCAAGGUUGUUGUGGCUGUGAAGGCUGAUCCUUUGAAGGUCAUGAUAGCAGGGGCUCCAGCAUCUGGAAAGGGAACGCAGUGUGAGCUCAUCAAGAGCAAAUAUGGUCUGGUGCACAUUUCUGCUGGAGAUUUGCUAAGGGCAGAAAUUGCUGCAGGCAGUGAGAAUGGGAAGCGAGCUAAGGAAUUUAUGGAGAAGGGUCAGCUGGUUCCUGAUGAGAUUGUUGUUAAUAUGGUGAAGGAACGCCUUCUGCAACCAGAUGCUCAGGAAAAGGGUUGGUUGUUGGAUGGGUACCCAAGAAGCUAUUCGCAAGCGAUGGCGCUGGAAACUCUUAAUAUCCGACCUGACAUUUUCAUUCUUUUGGAUGUUCCAGAUGAACUUCUUGUUGAAAGGGUAGUUGGGAGACGGCUUGAUCCUGUAACUGGGAAAAUAUACCAUCUAAAGUAUUCCCCACCGGAGAAUGAAGAAAUCGCUUCAAGGCUUACACAGAGAUUUGAUGAUACAGAAGAAAAGGUUAAGCUGAGGUUACAGACUCAUUAUCAAAAUGUAGAAUCCUUGCUAUCAAUUUACGAAGAUGUGAUAGUUGAGGUAAAAGGGGAUGCUUUGGUGGAUGAUGUGUUUGCUGAGAUCGACAAGCAGCUGACUUCUAGCCUUGAUAAGAAAACAGAAAUGGUGGCUAGCGCAUGAGCAAAAGAUCUGUGCCGAUUGAACGUGCUCAGAUUCACUUAUUUUAUACUUUUCCAUGUAGUUGGAAAUUGGAAGUAUGGGAAUUUUGGUUUGAAGAAUCCCAUUAUUGUUGUAGACAAAUGGAAGUGACAAAGCAUCGACAGGAUGAAUGUUAGAAAUCUUUCUAUCAUACCUUUGAUGUACAUGCAUAGCUGCUGUCCUGUAAACACCUCUACCGAAGAAAUGGUUAGGAAUGUAUUUGAUAUACAACCCUAAUGAAAGGGUUGACUUCAUUUGAUUGUAUUUGCGGAGCCCUAGCAGCUGUUUGUUUCUACUUUCUACUGCUUCUGGGAGUAUCUGUAUAUGUAUCUACCCUAUAGAUGUUUCUGAUGCUAAGUCAAAACAUGUUAUGUGA